UGCUAUAUUGGAUGACUUUGCGCCUGUACAAGAGGCCUAUAUUAUGCGUAGUAGGCCUAUGUGAAACAGACGCAGCUAAACCGGCAAAGUAGCGCUAGCUGGAGCCUUGAACUUGCAACUACAUCACUGGGCGCUGCUGAUGCCAGUCUGUCAGACUUCCAAUAACCAUUCAUUAAGUUCCAGGCCUAUACAUAAAACAACAUGGAGAGAUGGAGCGGACGCGUGGCUCUUGUUACCGGUGCAUCGUCUGGCAUAGGGGCGGCUAUUGCCGAGAAGCUGGUCAAAAGCGGGAUGAAGGUAUUUGCUUGUGCGAGGAACAUCGGCAAAAUUGAGGAGAUGAAAAAGACACUCGCCAAAGACACCACCUGCAAGGGCACUUUGUUUCCAAUCAGAUGCGACCUGACCAAAGAAGAAGAUAUACUUUCAAUGUUUGCUACAAUCAAGGAAACGGCUGGAGGCGUUGAUGUCUGUGUGAACAACGCUGGUCUCGGUUUCGCUGGGGACAACCUGAUGAACGGAAAGACGGAUCAUUGGAGGACCAUGCUGCAGACGAAUGUGCUUGCUUACGCCAUUGUGACCAGAGAGGCCAUUCAGUCCAUGAAGAGCCGGAAUGUGGAUGAUGGACACAUCGUGUAUAUAAACAGUGAUUCGGGGUACUACACACUAAAUGAUCCGACCUGGCACUUCUACGAAGGUACGAAGCAUGCUGUGACGGCGCAGGCCGAGGGUUUGAGAAGGGAGCUAAGACUCGCAAACACCCACAUCCGUGUGUCGCAAGUUUCGCCGGGUUGGGUUCAAACAGAGUUCGCAAAGCGGGCAGGCGGUGAAGAAUUCCACAAGCAGUGCUUGGAGGCAGGGAACAAGCCUCUGCAGCCCGAUGACAUCGCCGAUGCAGUAAUGUAUGUUGUGGCAGCUCCACCUCAUGUCCAGGUGUUCAAUAUGCUGAUGUAUGGGACUGAAGAAUCGGUUUAGCGGUUAACAGAAACAUUAUUCCCGACAGCCGGAAAUUCAGAUUGCCUUAUUAUGUAUUCGCCCUUUUGAACUGUAGCGUAAUUUAUCAACGUUGGCACUAGGCAACACCCUCAUAGAAUUAAUUGUCUUUCUCCCGCUCCUUAUCAAUAAAGUAGUGGAACCUCUCUUAGUGGACACCUCUCUAUUACGGACACCCUCUCUAUUAAGGACACUUGUUUUGGUCCCGAAGUGGUUUCCAUUUAAUCAGACAUCUGUAACAGGACACCUUUCUGAGGACAGCAUUUGUCAGUGCUGGGAUGUCCUUUAUAGAGAGGUUCUACUGCAGUAGUGUUUUAAAACUACCAAAAGUCUUCAAAUUUGCUUUUCAAAAGCAGAGAUAUGGCAAUGCUUGCAGAGAAAAAGUCCUUCGCACGUGUGUUAUCAGUGGUGGUACAUAAUUCGACUCCUAGAACGGAAAUGACCAAUAUGGGACCAAAAUUAGUGUCCUUUAUAGAGAGGGAGUCCUGCCUACUCAGUUGUCAGCUAAGAGAGGUUCAACCGUACUUCUCAUAAA
Lineus longissimus is the source of this 1525-nucleotide messenger RNA. Its product is annotated as dehydrogenase/reductase SDR family member 11-like. The coding region runs from base 202 to 972 and encodes 256 amino acids. Lineage: Eukaryota; Metazoa; Nemertea; Pilidiophora; Heteronemertea; Lineidae. The transcript has 7 exons. The record is from RefSeq and is a predicted model, not a curated record.